UUCAUAAAAGUUUUCGAUAAGAAAGCAGGCAAAAUAAUACAAACACAAAUCAGAAUUAAUGCUAAUAAAUAAUUGCUAAUUAAAAGAAUAUAAUCCCCCGCGUGAGUCAAUGCAAUAAAAUUUAAACACUUUAUUUUACAUUUCACUUAUUUGUCCGACAUAAGCCAGAUAAGAUUUUUGAAUGGCCAAGCAAACAAAUCGUAUAUGGGGUGAUAUAGAAACUACUAAUCUAUAGGGAAACAUCUUGAAAUUGCUUAGCACAACAAGUACUGCAUUGUAAUAUCUUUAUCAGUCUGCCGACUGAUUAAUGUGAAUUUUCUCAAGUGUCGCAAAACAAUUGUGGAUUUUUCGAUUCUUUCAAUUUAGCUGCAGCCUAGUUUCAGUUCGAUUUGGUCGUCCAACGGUGUUGGAAGCUCUUCAAAAAUGUUGCAAUCGGGCAAAUUUGUUAUACUACUUGCUAUUUUCCUGGCUUCUCGGGAAAUUUCAGGAGAAAUUUCUAGGGAGAUGCGAAAUUCAGCUGAAUCGCCCAAAUGUUACAGCUGUGAAGGCAUAAAUUGCUCGAGAACCACUCGUCAAAACUCCACCGUUAGCUGUUCUGAUAAACUGGACGUUUGCGUUACGAUUUAUGAGGAUUUUGCUGUUAGUGAGCGCGGUUGCUUUUCCCAAAUCUCUUUGGCUGGUCAAGCCAAAUGUGCGGCCAAGGACGAUCAAUGUCAAAAGUGCAGUGGACAGCUGUGCAAUAAUGUGGGACGCAGGGAUUUCAAAUGCAUUCAAUGCGUGGGUUCUGAUUCAGCUGACUGCAACAAGGGUGCCACCGCCUCCUUGGCCGCCACCCAAUGUGGCCUCCCCACCUCCGCCAAUUCCUACUGCUAUGUCAAGGUCGUCGGCGAUCAGAAGGACAGCCUCCAGAGAGGAUGUGCUCUUUCUGUUAAGGAGCAGAAGGCCUGCCUGGAGGAUUCAAAAUGCUCGCUCUGCCUGCCGGAAAACUCCAGCGAUUCCGUGGCCUGCAACAACUUCGAUUUGGAAUUGGGACCAAAAUCCUCAGCCGACCGGAGUAAAAAACUCAUGAGCUUCGGCUUGGCUUUCUUUGCCCUGCUCUCGCUUAAAUUGCUGAAUUAAAUUUUUAAAUAAAUAUAUGAAAAUAAAGCGAAUAAUCACUUGUUUACUGAA
Molecule: messenger RNA, 1170 nt
Organism: Drosophila simulans
Lineage: Eukaryota; Metazoa; Arthropoda; Insecta; Diptera; Drosophilidae
Exons: 3
Coding region: 424-1119 (231 amino acids)
Source: RefSeq, a predicted model, not a curated record